Messenger RNA from Uranotaenia lowii, 2056 nucleotides. RefSeq names its product CLIP domain-containing serine protease B15-like. The record is from RefSeq and is a predicted model, not a curated record. Lineage: Eukaryota; Metazoa; Arthropoda; Insecta; Diptera; Culicidae. The transcript has 3 exons. Gene Ontology annotation, biological process: proteolysis. Bases 679 to 2028 code for a protein of 449 amino acids. Gene Ontology annotation, molecular function: serine-type endopeptidase activity.
GAAACACAAGGCCCUCACUCGAGCCCGUGCGCGCCGCCCGGUGACGAAAAGAGGGCCGCCUCGGAUCAUUCGGAGAGCCGCCGCGCGCUACAUUGUGGGCCGCUGCGUGCUGUUCUUUGAGCCAAAAGAGAGGCCUCACCCGCCGCUCGAUUAGGACGCGCGAGAGCUAGCCGUGCCUGUUUGACUCGGCCGCUCGCGCAGAUUUCGGAUAGUGCAUCUCGUCGACGAGAACGAGGGGAAAAGAUUGAGCGCGCGUGUUUUUGUUUCGAGCGAGAGCGCGUCAACGGCCAGAACGCAAACGAAGAAGUGUUUCGCUCGAGAGAAAUGGUUUGCGUGUGCCGCGCGCGUCUAAAAGAGUGCGUUUUGUUGAACCCUGCCUGGGACCCUCAAUCUCUUAAUUUAGCCGUGCAAAAGAAGGAUUUCAAAUUUGUCCGGCUUAUUUCUCCUUCUCAACACCUCAUAUCAUUGCAUACAUGCAGGCGAUUAAAAGUAACCAUCGGAACCAUUUAAAGAGAACAUUCAAAUCUCAGUUAGUUGAAUUCUUAAUCGCCCCAAAAAAACGAAACCUGUUUUAUCAUCUGAUUGACUACGUCAUUGAUGAAGCGGUAAACAAAGCCACCGAAUCUCGUCGAUUAGGUAGUGGUUGAGCGUUUCGCAACCGAGAAGAUUCGUACGAAUAUGAUUUCCGCGCUUAAAAUCGUUUUGCGUACUGUUUAUUUGUUAUUUCUUACAAGUAAUUAUUCGAUAGCAUCCAAAACAUGUGGAAAGCAGAAGAUAUUGCUGCAACAGUUGGUAACCCAUGGAUAUUCCACUCAUCCGGGAGAAUUCCCCUGGCACGUGGCGCUCUUUAUGGCGCAAGGCUUCCAAAAGUCCUAUAUCUGCGGAGGAACUCUUGUGAAUGAAGUCAGCGUCCUUACGGCGGCCCAUUGCGUCACGGAUUCGGCCACCGCCUUGGUUCUUUCGCCUAGCACCCUGUUCGUUCAGGUUGGCAAGUUCAAGCUGAACCUUUAUUCAGAUACUGUGCAGGAACAUGCCGUUCAUCAGGUCCUGGUUUACGAGGACUUCCAGCAGGCCACCAGCCGGAACGAUUUGGCGGUGCUGAAAUUGGCAACCCAAGUGAAAUUUACCGAUUACGUGCAGCCAAUUUGUGUGUUCCCACAACCGCCGAUUAAUCUGAAUGAUGGUUCUGUCCGGGGGGUGGUCGUCGGUUGGGGUUAUACCGAGCAUGACAACUUGGCGGACGAUUUGCGUGGCACCACACUUCCCCUCGUUAGUCAUACCCGGUGCCUGGAGAGCAAUCCGGACUUAUUCGAUAGGACCCUUAACGACGAAAUGUUUUGUGCUGGACACCGCAAUGGCACCAACGUCUGCAACGGCGACAGCGGCGGCGGCAUGUAUUACAAUCAAAACGGAAAUUGGUACCUCAUCGGAAUAGUAUCGUUCACCGGAGCCCGCAGCGCAAAUUCGAAUCUCUGCAGCACCAAGGACUACACCGGCUUUACAAAGGUAGCAGCUUUUGAGUCAUUCAUCAAGGAAAGUUGCGGUUUACUGGCAUCGCCACAGAAUCUUGCUCCCUCGGCCCACAUGGCCGCGUCGCCGACGACUUCCGGCGGAAAUGGCAAGAUCAAACGCUUCCAGGCUUCUUCGUUUGCGGCGGACCAAAAGGUAAAUUGGUUCCAGGCGGGAGAUUACUGUCGCUCGAUUGGACAACAUUUGGCCGAGAUUAAAUCCACACAUGAUAACGCCAAAGUCAAGGAGAUUGUGUCACAGACAGGAAUGGAAACGGAUGCACAGGGAGUUUCACGAAUUCGACACUUUUGGAUCGGAGCUAAUGAUCUGGGGGAAAAUUUGGUUUUCAAGUGGCAAUUCAGUGGAAAGGUAGUCACUUUCACAAAUUGGCGCCAAAACGAGCCAAAUUAUGUCAAUAAGAACACACAUUGUGCAGCUGUUUUAGGAAAUAAAAAUGCUUUUUGGAUUAAUGCUAAUUGUAAUGCCAGGAAGCAAGUCCUAUGUGAGGUUUGGAAGUAAAAUUUUAUUAUUACUAAAAAUAAACAAC